UAUUCAAUACUGCAUUUUUACUUGUGUGAUUUUGAAUCCAUGGCUUUUUGUCAUGGAUUGUUGUUACAUUCAUAUAUUUGUAUUUUUCACUUCAGUCAUGAAUCUGUCACCCUCUUUAACAUUGUAUUCAAUGAUAUCUCAUGCAAACUAUGUGUAAGUUCAAGUGUGAUGGUUCAUCAUCGUCCCCCUCCUCCUUCCUCUUCUUCCUCCUCCCCCACCAGCCCGCACGUGCUGCGUGCUCGCCCCUGAGCCCUUCAUCCCGUGUGUUUCGCCAUUGGUCUGGGAUGAUGUCAUCCACAGUAGAGACAAUAGAGCCCACCUCCCCGUCAGUGUCUCCUCACACACGCAUCGCAGCUCAGAGUGACACACGCUCAGACGUGACGCCAGCUGAGUUAGCCAAGCACUUCUGAUGAUAUUUAUUUAUUUAUCUGUUUAUGUUAAGUCCGGCAGACCUGUGCAUCUUUUACUUAGAGCAGGUUUUCUUAUUAUUAUUCUUUUUUCUUUUUUUUUCUUUUUUUUUUGAAUAAAUCUUUUUGUGUUUUAAAUACAUGAACAAAAGAGCAGGCAGUGAAGGUGUUACACAUCUGGAUCAUACCAACACAUCGGGUCGUGCUACUCGGGCCACUACAGACAUGAGGAUUUCUCUUUCUCUGCUGCGCACAAAUGAUGAACACACCACGGGACUGCCACUCUUGAUCUUUGCAUAAACCCAGAUGCCUCCCCUCCCUCUUGACGAGCGCAUAGUGGUCAUUCAGCGCCCUAAAAAUUUAGCCCUGUGUGAGGCUUCCCCACAAACCAUCCCUCAGCAUUCCUCUCAAAUAUCAGCCUCUUCCAAUGGACAAGUCGCCCACCCUCCCCAUCUCCACCCUUCUCAGUCCCAUUUCUAUUCUCCCUCCUGUAAAUCUCUGACUCUGGAAUGCAAGCGCAGAUCGUCCCGUGUGCAGAAAUUCAAGGCCGACCAGCCUGUCAUCCCAGCGGGUGCCAGACACAUCCCUAGUCACUGCCAUAGCAAUGGCACAGUAACUCUCGGCCCACGACUGCCCUCCCACACACAUACUAUUGAUAUAAGGGUGACCGUGGACAAAGGAGGACGAGGAGGAGGAUUCAGCAAUUCAUUAGGACGCAGCGGAAGUGUAAAAGGUGGCAGAGGGAAAUGUGCCGCUUCACAGUUGGAUCAAGGACAAUGUGAGAGAAAAACUGGAACCACAGGGAGGCCAGGUGGGGUUGAACAUAAGUCACAACGAAGUCGCCACAGUCAACUAUCAGCUGCCCCUGGAGGGGUCCUACAAUUUGUGCCAGCUCAGGCGCAGCAGCAGAAGUUCAGGAGCGAAAAAGAGAAGGAAAACACUAGCUUUAUCAACAGAAGCGACCAAGAAUUUCCUUCUCUAAGUCACAAGAAGAAUUCCAAACUGGGAACUGUCCAUCAAAGCCAUAACAGUCACAGCCUGCCCUACCACCACAACUCUGUUCCUGUGCCCCAUGCCGCCAUCCUAAACUCCAACUAUCCCUCAUCCCCUCCCUCCCAACCUACCCAUGUCCCAAACCCAUUUCAGCAACUCAGCCAACAACUCCCGUCCCGCAGCAGGGAUCACCGCCCCCACAUUCUUCAUGGUCUGCCUCUCUCCCCCUGUUCCUCCCGCGCCGGAGGGUUUCCCAGCCCUGACCACACCUGCACCAUCGACUGCACCCACCCGUUCAGUUGCGGCUGCUGGAGGCUGGUAAGAUGCAGAGGGUGUAAGGCGCACUCCACUAGCUGCCAAGGAGGUGGGGGAAGCUCUUCCACCUCAUUCUCCUGUGUUCACAAUGUCGGAGCAGUGAAGAGAGGAAGCAAAGAAAUGGGCCUGAGAAAUCUUGGUGGGUGUCUCUCCACCGCCUCCACCUCCAACACCUCCUCUUCAAACAGCACUGUGUCUGACUGCCGAGCAAGCCUGUUCAAACCUCUCCGUUGUGCCUCCUGCUCUAGUGAGGCCAGAAACUUUGAGAGUCCUGCUAUCCUUCGCAAAAAACUGGUAGGGGGAUGCCUGCCCUGUACCCCACUGUCCUCCUCGGCCCCUCUCCGAGCAAUACAGAGCUGCGUCACAGGCUGCAACCCCAAAGCCUCUCAGACAGGUAGUUCCACCUGCAGCUACUGCAGCAGCGACCCCAUAGUGGUCACAUUCAACCCUCGCCGAGGCAAACCCCCAGGAAGGGGCGUCGGAGCGGCUCAUCCAAUGGGUAUGUUCCAAGCUGAUGAUGAUGACUACAGCGUGCGUACUAUCUGGCCUGAAGAACUGGCCAAGAAGAUGACCCAUACUAAAGCCCAAAAGAAUCACUGUGCCGGGAUGGGAGCAGGAGUCGGGAAGACUUGUACAAGCCAGGCCCAAAAUGGCAGUAACGGAACAGGCCUUGUCCUCUUGGACUGUCAAAACCUCCAAGAAUAUGCACAGUCUCAGCUCACAGACCACGCCGGCCGACGGCGGCUCCAGCAGGGCAAAAUGGCUGCCCUUGAUUUCAUGGGCUGCAGGUCAGGACCUGGGUAUGAUGAAGGCCGGAAUUCGCUGAAGAGGCUUUUGAAAAGAGCAGAAGAUGGAGGACUGGACGACGGUCUAGAGCAAGAUGGAGACACGGCAUAUCCUCAUUCCCCCUCUCCCCGCUCUGCCUCCCCACCAUCACCUGUGUCCUUUUCACCUCCACCGUCUGCCCCCAGCACACUCAUCAAACCCAAACCCUGGCAGAGAGACAGGGAGGGAGGACACUCUCUGCCAUCAGCUCAGUCCCUUCACCUGGCCCUGAACUCCCUGAACAGAGAGCAAGAUGAGGAGAACAGCAGAAUGCAUCUUUCCCUGCCACUCUCCUCGUCAUUACCGGCAUCUCUGUCCGAUGAGAGUGUGAUGACUCCUGAUGCGGAGAAUGCUGUGGUCAGUCCCAUCCUGCCCUUCCUCUUUCUGGGGAACGAGAGAGACGCCCAAGACCUGGACCUGCUGCUGCGCCUCAACAUUGGCUACGUGGUCAACGUAACCACACACCUUCCCCUCUACCAUGUCAACUCUGGACUGCGCUACAAAAGGCUGCCAGCCACCGACAACAGCAAGCAAAACCUUCGACAGUACUUUGAAGAGGUUUUUGAGUUCAUUGAGGAGGCAUAUCAGAGUGGACAGGGAGUGUUGGUACACUGCCAGGCAGGCGUGUCUCGUUCUGCAACCAUCGUCAUUGCCUACCUUAUGAAGCACACCCUCAUGACAAUGACAGAUGCCUACAAGUAUGUGCGGAGCCGCCGACCCGUGGUGUCCCCAAAUCUAAACUUCAUGGGCCAGCUUUUGGAGUUCGAGAGGGACCUCAACUCCGGGGUGACUCCACGCAUCCUGAUGCCUAAACUUAACGGUGUGGAGACGCAGGUGUGAAAAAUGUCAGAGGUUAGGGAGCGCGAAGGGUAACCGCAGGUGAGAGAUCCAAGUGGCAUUAAUGAGCGUGAAAGAAAGAGUGCAGCACAUUUCAGAAGAGAGACAUGAUGAGGAGUUUUACAGCUGGAAAAUGUUGGCGUGUUCGGCAGUUAGUGCACUUUUAACGCUGUGAAACAUGAGACAAAAGACUGGAUGGUUCAUUUGUUUAAGUAGUAACUCUUAGACAACUUGAUCAUCAUCCAGUAUACUGUUUAUAAGAUAAUGUGCCAAUAUUUUGUAUAGACCUAACAUCACUCUCAGAUAUCUGAUUUCUUUUUUUUUGAUGCCUCUUCCUUUUUGUUCCCAUCAUUUACAUUCACAGCCACACACACCACAACGAUACAGUUGCCAUUAAUCACAAAUGCAUGCAGAAGGAGAUCGCAAAUGUGGAAAGGGUCCACUGGUAAUGUCUUUCUUACUUCAUCGACAACAUCGCCACAUGUAGCAACACACAGGUUAUUACAAUGCACUUUAGUCCCCAUCUGUUUCUUAAAUUUGUUAUCACCAACUGAAUAGUCACAAGGACAAGAGGAAUUUGUCACACAGACCUCAGUCAUUAUUUUUGGUUUAUUAUCAUGUUUAUGGGUUAUUUUCCUAUUUGAACACUGUGCAAUACAGUAGCAUGGACCUAGUAGGGAGUAGCAUUAACCUUGCAAAAGAGACAAACAUUGAAAUGUCUUAGGAUGGUUUUAUUUCAGUGAGGGAGCCAGCAUAUUAGCAAAGAAAAAGUAAAACAUUUGAAAUAAGGCUUUGCAUUCUCAUGAGUGAGACGCUCGCAGGUUAAUACACUGAAAUAAGCUCAUCAUAAAUAUAUUUAUUACUGAGCUGAAACCACAACUCAACAGUUCUUUCAAAGAUUUAUUUUAUACACACUAUAAUUUACAGCAUACUCGCCUGGAGGUGUGGGUUGGCAGGUUCUGUCCUGCUGUUAUAAUGUGCUUUAAACAACAGACCUUCUCCAACUGUGCACUAUUUAUUCCAUGGUUAAUUCAUAAGAGAGAUGCAUUAUUUUUAUUCGUUUUUUUUUUUUAUAAUGUACAAAAAAACUUGUUUAAUGUUCAGCAUGAAAACAGACCUGUUAUGGUGCACGGACAGAUAUUUCUUAGAAUUUAAAAUAGCACAUGGCAGUUUAAUUUAUUGGAGACAGUAACAGCAAAUAGGCAACAUUUAGCAUCCUGCUUAACCUGUCUGGUCAGGAACAUAGAGCCAAGCUAUUUAUUUUGUGUUAUGGUGAAAAAACUGUGUGAAAGCUUUUAUUUUUUAGUUUCUGAUCUUAACUGGCCUCUGGUAAUCUUGUUGCAGUUUACAGAGUUAUUUUCCCAGCUGGAAUCACAAUUCCAGAAAGGGAAUACUUUGGAAAAUGUAUAUUUUCAUGGCUUACACUACCUUACCUAAAUCAUGAAGACUCUAAAAGCCAAAUCUACUUUAUAUUUCAUUAUUUUAAUGCCUGAGAGUGUCACACAGAGGUGGUGAUGUCUUCUCUGAUUAACUGAUGCCUGUGUUGUCAUUCCCUAAUAGUUUUGUUUGUUUGUUUGUUUGUUUUUUGCCUUAUUGUCCUUACUGAACUUCUUAACUGUCCCUCAUGACUAUGCAUUCAUUUUUUUAUUGUGAAGGCUUUGGUUAGAUUAGAGAAGGUUCCUUGAUUCACCAUUAACUAUUCCUCUUUAUUGUUGAGCUUCAAGUCUGAGUCCUAUUCAGUCAGUACACGCUAAAUAAAAGUUACAGGUCGUGUACAGAUGACCUGCACACUCAAUAAUCUCUGUUAGGUUUAGCAAAAAACACAUCACUAGACGUAGGAAGAAAUGAGAAAUGGACCUUUCUCAUUUCAAAACAGGUGAAAAACUUAAUUCUGCAAAAGUGAUUCAUAAUUAAUUUAAUUGCAGACUGACUCCAGUUCUCUUAAAUUUGGGCCAUGAGUGGCAUGAAACAAUGUGAUACAGACUGCGUCCAUCUUUGACUUGCAGGAUGUUGAAAGUAUCAUGGUUUCCAUAUAAUAUCACUUAAUUCAUUUUAAGGGGAGGAUCAGUGAUCAGCAGAAAAAUGACAUAAUCUCUUAGCUAAAAAUGAGAAUUAUUUUGCACAUUUUCUAAACUGAUGCCAUACAAUUUUUAGCAUGCUAAAAAUUUCCCAUGUGUCAAUUGUUAAACAGUAUCAAAUAUGACAUAAGUUCUUUUAUGCAAGGGUGUAGAAAGAGGGGACACUUGUGCUCUUAUUAUUUUUAUUUACUUGUGUUCUCUUCUCUUGGUCGUGUAAAAACAGUGGAAAUAAAUGUUUGUGCAGACUGACGGGGACACCUGUGCACUCUGAAAGUCCAGGGAUGAUUACACAGUAGAUACUUUGACAUUUUAAAUAGGGAGGGCUUGUGUGUCCAUAAACAACCAAACAAAUCAAAAUCAGAGUGUAUGUGACUCAAUAGAAACUUUCCUCCUGAGUGAAGAGUUUCCAAACCUUCUCAGUAUUUUUUUUUUUAUUAUUAUUGUAAUAUUUUAAUUAAACUGCAGUUGCCCCCUUUUCCAUACUUUAACUGAUUAACAAAAUGCCCUGCUACAAUUUUCUAAAACCAAAAUGCCUUCAGUUUAGCCUUGUGUAAUUUGGUUCUCCGGUGUUGUCAUUAUAAAUAUGACUUUGUAAAAUGAUCCUGAAUUUUGCUUGUUGGAUUUAUUUUCUGGCUAAGUGACUUUGAUAUAGGCGAUAUAUUUUUCUACAGUCAAACUUCUUCAUCAUGUUGGGUAUACACAUAUAUCUGUGUAUCAACCAUUUUUUACAUGAAUCUUUCUUUUAUAUGAAAGGCCAUUUGAACAGAAUGACAUCUUCCAGCUCCUGCAGUGACAAUGCAGAUCUUCAGCUGUGCUUUACGUUGCAGUAUUUACACUUUUCACUGUUAUCAGACCUCAGUAAACUUUCGUCAAUCAUACCGUACUCCUGUUUUCACCUCUCGCCUGUAUUACAGCUGGAGAGACUUCAACCAAACAUGAUGUUUCACUCCUCCAGUCUCUCCAGCUCAGCUCACAGUAGGUAUAGUGUUAACCUUUGAAUAGGGCCUGUUGCUAUUUGCUCCUUGAUUUUUAUACAGACUUUAUAUGCAAAAUGGCUGUCGAAACAAUUUCUUUAAUUCCAUGCUGUAUGGACUUGCUGUACAGUUGAGUCAAUGCUGACCUCAGACGUUUGUACUCGAGAGACACAUCGAAGGAAGCUGAACAUUUUCUCUUUAAUUCAUAUGAAGGGCCAGUGUCUCUGUGAGUGUCAGUGUGUGUAAAAAUCUUUUGUUUGUGUUUUGCACUUGAACAGAGGAACGUUGUUACUGUAUGUAUGAUAACUUUUUGAGAACAGUGUAUAUCCGUGCAUUGCUUAUUCGUGGGAACUGAAUUAUUCCUGUUUGUAUUUUAUUGCUCAUUUUUAAACAUUGUGUUAUUUCCUGUACCAAAUAUUGAAUUGAAGGAUGCUAAUUCAUAGGAAUGAUGACGAUGAUGAUGAUGAUUCAAGGAAAAAAGCAGACCACCUCCUUCCUUUUCCAACGGGGGUAAGAACUCUUCAGGUAUGACUAUCAUAGUAAUGCUGUGCUGUUUCACCCCCGCCGUCCCACCUCCUCCAGAGACCCAAAAACUCACGUUAUCUAACCUGUGAUUCUCUUCAGUCACCCCCUCCCUUUUCAUAAUGGAUUGUUUCUCUUGAGCAAAUGUAAUAUUUUCAUAUUGUAGUAACUGGUCCUUGUAUUUAGACAAAUGUUUUUACCUUCAUGUACUGACUAUACUCUUCAUAAUUCUUUGAGGUGCACUGUGACUAAUACAAUGCUGCUAUAUCACAAGGACUUUUAUUUUGUACGUCACAUUUUGCAGAUGCAAAGUGGUGAGUAUCGCUAAAGGUGUCCGAUACAAAGUGGGCUCGAAUACAGAAGCCCUGCUUACGUUGUUCCAAUUCAAUCCAGGCUUCAUUGUGCUGCCUCAGUGCAGUGUAUUAAUCUCAGAGUGACUGUGUGGAUCUGUAGCUUUUCCUGUUGGUCUUCCUUACACGCAUGAUAGAAAGAAAAGAGAAAGUAAAAUGUAGCAGUAAGAUAUUUUAAAAUCCCAUCUCAUUGGUCACUGUGGUUAAAUAAAACUGUGAUGUUGCUUUUUCUGCAACAGUUUUAAUUUUGGCAGAAAUUUUGUCUUAUGUUUGGUGGUAGUUUUAUGGCUGUCUGUUAGUGACAGUAUAUGAGAAAAAUGGGAAGAUGUGACAUCAAUCUAGACUGUGUCCAGAUAUCAGCACUCAUCAGAAAAAUACAGUGAUUGAAUUGACUUAAAAACUGUUGAGUUAAAACAUAAAUCCUGCAACUGAAAUUUAUACAAGAUUUGUAUUACAUUAUGUUUACUUCAAGUGCAUGUGUUUGCUGCAGUGCUGACAUGUGCAGUAUGUUGCUUUAAGUUUUCAUUCAUUUCUUGGGGGAAAUGAAACACAUCAGUGAAAAGGAUGUAAACACAGGAUUGAUCUCAGAAUAAUUCUACUCAUUGUUUUAGCCAUGCUAGCAUGGUACAAACUGAAAAAGCUCAACAACUAUUGGAUGGAUUGCCAUUAAAUGUUGUACAGACACUCCCCAGAGGAUGAAUCUCUCUGAGUUUAGUAACUUUUCUUGUUAUGCCACCAUGAAAUGAGACUGUUAUUUUUAUUGGAAAAUCUCAAUUGGGAUAUUGGACACAUUGCCAUUAAACUUGGUUCAGACAUUCUCAGUCCCCAGAGGAUGAUCAUCAAGGGGUCUUUUUUUUUUAAUCCAAUACUUUGGUUUAUGACCAAAUACCUGCAAAAUUAAUGACAUUCCUACAGGCCUCAGUUGUACUUUGUGUUUAGUCCUAAACUGCAAAUGUUAGCACGCUAACAGGAUAAUCUAAGAUGUUCAAUAUAUACCAGUUAAACAUGCUAGCAUUAUCAGUGGGAGCAUGCUGACAUUAGCAUUUAGGCCAAAGCACUGCUGUGCGUAAGUUGCUAACAUGGCUAUUGUCUCGUGUUUUAAAUGUACAUACAUCUCAAAAAUGUACAAAACCUGCAUUUUACGCAUAUUAACAUUAGUGUGAUACAAUCUGCUAAAUUUUAACAUGCAUCCACAACCUGCACAUGUUUCAGUUGCAAGAUUUCACUUGAUUUUAGCUCCUUGAUUGAUGAUGUCAUGAUUGUUUUUUGACUGAUUAACCAAGUAGCAAUCUGCCAGAGGAAAUCCUUUAGUGUUAAAAUACUCUGCUUAAAUUCAGUAGCAUUUAUAUACAAUGUAUGUAGUUGAUCUAAUGUGAUAAUGUGAUGUCAAGUACUAUUAAAAUAGAAUUGGUUGACAAAAUGAAUACUGGACAACAAUAAUACCUAUUACAAUGUCACUGAUACAGUCAAAGUUAUAAACCCACAUCUGUAGGCUAGACAAAGAUCAAUUAUAAUUUAUAUGUUUGCUUUGCCUGAAGUCAGAGUAAGUUUGAUUUAGUUUGCUUCCUCAUAGUAUUCUUAGCGUACAUGGGCUUUGGGGCUUAUAAACUGUGAGAAUCUUGAGUAGAUCUCAGAAAUAGAAGUCCAAAAAAUGAAAUGCAUCUAUAAAUCAUCUUGUAGCACAAAAUAAUAUGCAAAAAGUCAAGUGGAGUUAUACUGAAAUACUUUUCAGAGAAUUUGUAGCUAGCAAGUAAGCCAGUGUCAAGAUUAUUAUCUUAAAUACACAUAGGCCUUCCAUGCCUCCAGGACUUCCCAGAGAUGAAUGAAGUGUGGAAGCUUGAGGUUUAGAACCUGUGCAAAAGGUUUUGACAGCAAAAGCAACUGACAGAAAAGUGAUGUGUGUAGAGAUUGAUCAUUGGUUUAGAUGUGACUAUACUUUGUGGCAUGACGUCAAAUUCCAGGCAGGACAGUUGUGCAAUACAUAGGCACAGUAGCUGCAUAAAGAGGUGUGAAAAUCAAGGUCUUUCAUGGAAGCGCUCUGUGGACAGUUGCUGCUCUGAAUGAGAGACAAACCCAGUUCACACAUGUAUUUUCUCUUCCAUUUCUUACAUGUUUGAUUAGCAGCAGCUCUGAUUAAUCUGGUUCCUGUGUUGGUGACAUGACUGAAGAUUUCCCAUCAAGUGAUUCAAUUGCUGUAUUGUCUUCUCUUUUGUUGGUUAUAGCUGAAUAUGAUAAUGUUACCAUAAUAGCAUCCUAAAGUGUGCAGUACAAAACCUGAUGGCUGGAUUGUGAAGUUGUUCUCCAUGUUCAUUUCUAGUAAACACACUGGAACUGGCUCUUUUAAUAAAAAACCUGUUCAAAGAUCA
Messenger RNA from Lates calcarifer (barramundi perch), 9667 nucleotides. RefSeq lists its product as uncharacterized. Gene Ontology annotation, molecular function: protein tyrosine/threonine phosphatase activity; MAP kinase tyrosine/serine/threonine phosphatase activity. Gene Ontology annotation, biological process: negative regulation of JUN kinase activity; protein dephosphorylation. The transcript is spliced from 4 exons. NCBI's taxonomy places the organism in Eukaryota, Metazoa, Chordata, Actinopteri, Centropomidae. Bases 714 to 3380 code for a protein of 888 amino acids. The record is from RefSeq and is a predicted model, not a curated record. Gene Ontology annotation, cellular component: cytoplasm; cytosol.